CGUGGGGUUAACCUUUGAUGGAAAAAACUUGAGCUAAUUUAAGAAUUACCCAUGGGAACAUGUGGGAAUUGUAUCAUUUGAAACUUAAUUGACACUCAUACAUCUAGAUGAGUCAAAUUUAAUCUUGAAGUCGACAUUGCAUAUGAAAACAUUAUAGAAAAUUGAAGCCCUUGAAACUUAAUUGACAUCCUCACAUCGAGAUGGCUGUCAAACACUCUGCAUCUUGGGGGUGAACUCCUGGUAGCACCGGCCUUUACUGAACCGACCGGCCGGGGUCGUUGCGUGUUGGGGUGCAUGUACAGUGACGAGGUCUGGUGAUGGUAGAGGUCCGGCGACGAUAAGGUUUUUGCCCGGAGAUAAAAGUAUGGAUGGCCUGCCGGAGAUGCUCUGGUGAUGGAAGGUGGCCUCGCUGCUGUUCCAGGUAUUCUGUUUGGAUGGGUUUUUAGGUAGCUUUAUCUUGGAACGUUUGUGCUUCUUCGUGUCAGUGUCCUCUGGUUCGUAGCCGGAAAAGACAUCCGGUUGUAUUGGAUGCAUAGCUGUCGCUGAGUGACGGCCGUGGGAGGGGAUUUGACUUGGUGACGGAAAGGUGACGGCCGUGGUCUGAUGCGCAACGGAACUCCUGGAAGGUGAUGGAUUGGUACGUGCAUUGCCGGAGAAGACAGCCGGCUCCUGAUUCAGGUUUUAUUCAAGGUAGAGCGGCCAUGGUUAGAGGAUGAGAUUUUGGAUCUGGUGAAGUUCUUUGGUUGUGGUGUUCAUCCGGCUUGGUACUUUGCCUUUCUUUAUUUCCACCGGACUGCUACAGGGCUGCCGGAACUUGGUGGGGUGAUGGGCGGAUCUGAGAAGGGUUCCCGGCUACUGUCUUACCGCCUCCAAAAAACCUUCUAUCGUUGCCACUGGAGGUCGCCGGGGUCUAGUGGGGGUGGGGGUGGAUGGGGGAGAUUCGGUUUGGCUUUUCGUGUUCUCCGGCUGGGUUUGUUAACCGUUUUCCUCUCUUGCCGGACCGCCGGGGAGAUGCCGGGACCAGGCGGGGUGGGGGAGGGAAGGGGGGUCUUUGUCUCCGGCUUUGGUUUUGUUUACCUCUCCGGUCAGUGGUCACCGGAAAACCUGGACUGGCGCCGGAGCCAGGUGGGGGACUGCGACGGGGGGGGGGGGGGGUUCGAACUGACGGACAGAUGGACACCUGUACGAUUGUACAGCCUGUCACAUCACUUUUGAAUUUUGCUGGAUUGGCGCUUGGCUUCAUGCGGCGCAAGGGGGUAAGGAUGGUGAUUGGGCUGAUUCCUAGGGUUUUGGCCCGUUUUUGAAGAUGGAAGCUACGCUCGUGGGCCAACAAUGCUGGAAGCUUGCUGCACUAGGCUGGCUCUGUGCGCUGCUGGUUUUUUUGGGCCCAAAGGCAUUCUACAUGCUGGGCUUGGCUGAUGCAUUGGAUGCUGCUGGAUGUUGGGCCAGGUGGCGGACCAUUUUUGGUUCAAAACUUGGGCUCCUUAUUGAUGUAUUGGACAGUUUGUGAUAUGAGUCGGGGCUUGUCCCGUGCCAUUUUGAUUUUCCAAAAAACUCUCUCUCUCCCUCCUCGCAUGCGGGGGGGGGGGGGGGAUAUGAUAGAUACUAUUUUAGGUUAGCUUGCUAGCUUAGAUAGUUAUUUUUGAUUUUUUGAUGCAUUGUACUUGUGCUAUUUUUCUAGAUAUAUAUAUUUACAUUUUAUCCAAAAAAAAAAAGAGGAGUCAAAUUUAAUUUUGAAAUCCGACAUUGCAUAGGGAAA
Molecule: messenger RNA, 1759 nt
Organism: Cuscuta europaea
Lineage: Eukaryota; Viridiplantae; Streptophyta; Magnoliopsida; Solanales; Convolvulaceae
Source: the annotation of a GenBank genome assembly